CAAAGGCGGCAACCAGCCGAGCUGCGGCAGACGAGAGCUGCAUCCUCGGUGGGUGGCUUUGUGUUGUGUUCCGCGCGCUGCUCUCUCUGGCGUCCGGAGCGGAGUCCUAGAGGGGGACAACAUGCCAACUGCCAAGCAACUAGCUGACAUUGGCUACAAGACCUUCUCUACCUCCAUGAUGCUCCUCACUGUGUACGGGGGCUACCUCUGCAGUGCCCGAGUCUACCACUAUUUCCAGCGGCGCAGCUCCCGGCGCCAGGCUGCAGAAGAACAGAAGACCUCAGGAGUCCUGUAGAACCGGGGGGCUAUUUUCCUUGAACAGAGAGGCCUGAGGCAUGCUGUGGAACGAUCUCACCUGCACUCAGUUCCAAGUCAAGAGAACUAGGGCCUUAAUGGUUUCCAAAUCCUGCUGAGAAAAAGUGCCCAUGUUUUCUCUGAUACUCCAUCUUGGGGAGGCUGUUGAAUCACAACAGGAAUGGGAAGAUAAGGCAGACAUUAAAUAUUUUGCCAUGUC
Molecule: messenger RNA, 514 nt
Organism: Panthera uncia (snow leopard)
Lineage: Eukaryota; Metazoa; Chordata; Mammalia; Carnivora; Felidae
Product: cytochrome c oxidase assembly protein COX14
Exons: 2
Coding region: 122-295 (57 amino acids)
Biological process (GO): mitochondrial respiratory chain complex IV assembly
Cellular component (GO): mitochondrion
Source: RefSeq, a predicted model, not a curated record